This is a messenger RNA of Ficedula albicollis (Collared flycatcher), 1734 nucleotides long. RefSeq names its product insulin like growth factor binding protein 3 (gene IGFBP3). Lineage: Eukaryota; Metazoa; Chordata; Aves; Passeriformes; Muscicapidae. The transcript is spliced from 6 exons. Gene Ontology annotation, cellular component: extracellular region. Bases 1 to 1164 code for a protein of 387 amino acids. Gene Ontology annotation, molecular function: fibronectin binding; insulin-like growth factor I binding; insulin-like growth factor II binding. The record is from RefSeq and is a predicted model, not a curated record. Gene Ontology annotation, biological process: regulation of insulin-like growth factor receptor signaling pathway.
AUGCAGGAUAUUGGGCUUGAUCAGUCCCCCUUUGUAGAUCGGCUCCUGCAGAUAGGGAUUCUAUGGGGCAAGUUACGGACCGAGUCCUGGGCCAGAAGCAACAACACCUUGGCGAACGUGGGUGGGGUGGCCGAGCGUGCGGGUGUGGUGGCGCCCAUACAUUUCCCCCGGUGUUCCCUGGGGACGCAGCUGCCGUGUGAGCUGCAGGCCGGUCCCCAGGUGUGCCCGAGGUAUAACCCGUGCGAGCGCAGGCACAGGCGCGCCCCCGGAGGGCUCUCAGCCCCAAAGCGCCCGAAAAAGGGCGCUCCUCUCCCGCUGCCGAGGAAACGCAGGCGGCCACGGGGAAGCGCACACGCGCGGAGAGGCCACUCGCUGAGGCGGCCACGGGGAAGCGCACACGCACGGAGAGGCCACUCGCUGAGACCAGAGACGCGCGACGUGGCCCUGUGGCCGGAGCCCUACCCCUCGCGGCUGGUUUCUAAGAAGCGGCCCCGCAGAGCCCCGGCAGCGCCGCGUCCCCCGCCCGCUCCCCCGCCCCGCGCCGCCCUCGCAGCCGCGGGCGAGCGAGCCGCGGAUCCCCGGGAGGAGGCGCGGCCGCUGCAGGCGCUGCUCGAGGGCCGCGGGCUCUGCACCAACGCCACGGCGGGCGGCAAGCUGCGGGCCCUGCUGCUGCCGGGAGCGCACGCUGCAGGAAAUUUCAGUGAUUCAGAAGAAGACAGGAGUACCAGCAGUGUAGAAAAUCAGGCCAUUCCGAACUCUCACAGGGUGCCAGAUUCCAAGUCACAUCCACCACACAUCAAAAUAGAUAUCAUCAGGAAAGUGCAAGCCAAAGAUACACAACGCUAUAAAGUCGAAUACGAUUCGCAGAGUACGGAUACGUUGAAUUUCUCUUCUGAAUCCAAACAAGAGACUGAAUAUGGUCCAUGUCGUAGAGAAAUGGAAGAUACUUUAAACCACCUAAAGAUCCUGAAUGUCUUGAGUCCCAGGGGCUUUCAUAUUCCAAAUUGUGACAAGAAGGGAUUUUACAAGAAAAAGCAAUGUCGCCCAUCCAAAGGCCGAAAACGAGGUUAUUGCUGGUGUGUGGAUAAAUAUGGACAGCCACUUCCUGGGUAUGAUGGGAAGGAAAAAGGAGAUGUCCACUGCUAUAACUUGGAAAGCAAAUGAGGGCUGGGUGCCAGCUCUUCUGGCAUCUGUGCAUGGCCACUGGACCUCACAGAGACCUUGGAGGGGCUGGGCAAACACUGUGGGACUGCACUGUGUGUGGAGUAACAAGCUCUGCCCCCUGCAGCAGAUGGGGAGCUGCAGCCCCUGUGGGUGCUGCUGCGGCUGCACCCUGCCACCGACACACAUCGAGCUUCCAUGGGAUGUGUGAGGAGCUCUGAAUUCCCAUGUAAACCUGCACUAUUCACACCCAGAGAGAGAAAAACAAAAGGCACUUCAGAAUGGAAUCAGGGAGUCUCCACUGACUUUUUAAAGAAUGGCCUGUGACCAAUUUGAUCCCAAAAGAUAAUGGGUUUUUUAUUUUAAAGAAUUUAUAGACAUUAAGCUUGUAAAAGUAUUACAAAGAAAAACAAAACCAAAAAACCCACAAGGAUUUAAAGGUAAAGCUUUUUUUUACAGGUCUGAUGGGAAACUUGUCUUCACGGGUAAAAAGUUUUAUAAAAGUCUCAAAGAACUUUUUAAAGAAAUGUAUUUCUAAAAUAAAGACGUGGCUAUUUUUUUCUGUUAAAUAUA